This is a messenger RNA of Symbiodinium sp. CCMP2592, 1662 nucleotides long. NCBI's taxonomy places the organism in Eukaryota, Dinophyceae, Suessiales, Symbiodiniaceae. The record is from the annotation of a GenBank genome assembly.
AUGCCUCCGAUCUGUUUGCCGUCGUCGCUUCUGCAGGCAUCUGCAGAACUUGCAAUUCUUCCUGUCCGAUCGAGCGUCACGACGUCAAACAGGUGCCGGAGCGGGCUGGCUCGGGCAUGUUGGCGGUUUGCUGGCGUGGCAGCGUGCAUUCUGCUGCUUGCGGACAUGAGAAGGACCUUCCUAGGCCCUCGGGUGACUGAGAAGCCCCUGGCCGGGCGCCUGGCAGCACCCACGCCACGCUUUACAGCCCGGAUGCCGCGGGUUCCGCGACCGGCGGUUUUCGCAGCUACUCCGGCAGCGACGAUGUUUGGCGCAGCCUGCGUCUUUCUGGGUCUGCAGUUCUUUAGCACCGAGGACAAUGACAAUGCCUUGCGAAGCCUCAUCCAGAAGUACACCAACAUCGAAAUCAUCGAUGCCAGUCCGGGCAUGGACAUUAGUCAGGAGAUUGCCAGCGGCUCAUCCCACAAACUCGUACUUCGCGGCAAGUCGGAUGAAGACAUCCAUUGGUAUGUGCAGGGGACCAAGCUGCCUAAAGUGCGCUGGUUCCUUCGUAAAGACACCGUCCUUCGAAGAGUUCUCUUCGGCGGUGGCCUAGCGUUGGGAGAGUCCUAUAUGGAUGGGGAUUGGGAGAGCGAUAAUGUGGAGCGAUUGGUCUACGAGCUCCUGCGGAUAGAAGACCUGACCAAGGAGCUCGGGGCACGGGAGCUGCCUCUCCUUGGGACAAUCGUCCUCGGGGCCCUGAAAGGCAAGCUCCUCGAGUUGCCUGGGCAGUCAGUCGAGGGGGCUAAAGACAACAUCGGGAAGACUUACGAUGUUGAGACGAUCAAGAUCUACGAGGAGAUGCUUGACAGCAACAUGCAGUACUCCUGUGGCUACUUUUACAAGCCUGACAUGACCUUGGACGAUGCUCAGUUCGCCAAGAUGGAGCUGAUCGCCAGGAAGUUGGAUUUGAGACCUGGAAUGAAACUUCUCGAGAUUGGCUUUGGGUUUGGAUCCCUCGCUUACCAUCUGGCCUCACGAUAUGACGUUCACAUCAAGGCUUGCACACUCUCGCAGGCACAGAUGGAUUGGGCAAAGGAGCACUAUGGCCAUCCCAACAUUGAGUUCAUGUAUGCAGACUAUCGUGAUGUGCAGGGCAAAUUCGACCGUGUGUACUCAGUAGGCAUGUUUGAGCAUGUGGGGAGAGCUUCCUUCGCAACCUACUUCGACAAAGUCUACGAUGCUUUGGCUGACGAUGGAAUCUUCCUGCUUCACACUCUCGGUUGGGCCAAGCGCGGCGAAUGGAAUCACAAUGGCUUCGUUGGCAAGUACAUCUUCCCAGGGGGCGAGCUGCCAACGCUGUAUCUUCUCACGGAAGAGUUCUCCGACAGAUGGCACUUGGAGGACUUUCAAAGCUUCGGAAAGAGCUAUGUGCAGACUAUGAGAACUUGGCUAGACAACCUGAAGACGUGGAACAACAUGGACGAGUUCGACACACGCUUCAAGCGCAUGUGGGAGUAUUACCUCAGCUGCUGCACUGCGGCUUUUGAGAAGAGGAGGAUAAAGGUGUGGCAGUUCGUCUACACGAAGCAGCUGAGCCCAAGGCUGAGCGACUGCUACCACAUCCGGCGGGAUGCCUGUAGCAUUGAGAGCUUAGCUCGUGAAACGGAGGCCGCUCGAUAG